Naegleria lovaniensis is the source of this 13173-nucleotide messenger RNA. RefSeq lists its product as uncharacterized. The transcript is spliced from 3 exons. Gene Ontology annotation, cellular component: axoneme. NCBI's taxonomy places the organism in Eukaryota, Heterolobosea, Eutetramitea, Acrasida, Naegleriidae. The coding region runs from base 1 to 13173 and encodes 4390 amino acids. The record is from RefSeq and is a predicted model, not a curated record. Gene Ontology annotation, biological process: axonemal central apparatus assembly; cilium movement.
AUGAAUACAUCGCGCUCCAAUUUAUCAGGGAGCAUGAUUUCAUCAAGUAGUCCCACUAUUUUUAAUAAUGGAAACGGAAUUCAAUCAGGCUCGACAUCUACUUUGAACCCCGAUAAAGAGAAUACACAAAAUGUUCUAGGAUGUGGGGCUUUCCAGGCGUUUCCAAAUCAAAUAGUUUUUAAAGAUUUUGAAGCACCGGGAAACUAUAAGGAGACCAUAUCCUUUCGAAAUAAUGACACGGUGUCUCGAAGAAUUAGCAUUUUCGCUCCAAAAUCUCGUUUUUUCAGAGUUGAAUCUGUCAAAAAAAAUACUACCAACACUCUUGUCGCUCCCGGUCUUGAUGUCACAUACAAUAUUUUCUUCUCUCCUGAUGAAAAGAUUGACUAUAAUUGCGAUUUAAUAGUAAGAACUGAACAAGAGGAAUUCACUGUGCCAAUUAUCGCAGUGGGAUUGCGAGCUCUUCUUGACAUUCCGAAUAGUGUUUCGUUUGAUGAUGCACCUGUAAAAUAUUCUACAUCUAAAGUAAUUUAUGUCAGGAAUAUUGGAAAGAGCAAAUCUAAAGGAUUCAGCUUGGAGGCUGAAUAUCCAUUUUCUGUCUCUCCGAAGGAAGUUCCUGAAUUAAACGUAGGAGAAGGAGUCCAAAUAACAAUUGAUUUUUAUCCUGAAAAAACACAACAUUAUUACGGUAAACUAAAACUAGGUUUCGACACCAUCAACUGCAAAAUCAUUAAUCUUCAUGGAUUAGGCAAGAGCGCCAAUGUGAAGUUAGACGCCAAUGCCUUGGCCUUUCAAAACACGUACAUCACUUGCAACACUCAAAGAACAAUGAAGAUCGUGAAUAAUAGUAAUAUCCGUGUAAAUUUUAGCUGGAAACUAUUUUCUGUUGCUGACGACGAGAUUAGUUUCAAAACAAGAUCAAUUACUCAACUUGCAUUGGAGCACGAAGAAACAAGCAGAGAAUACAGACUAAAGAAAAGAGAAAUUGAGAAUGAUGAUUUAAGUUUUCGUGAUGAUGCAUUUUCCAUUUAUCCACUCAAAGGAGAAAUAUGGCCAAAUCAAGAGCUUGAAAUAUCCAUCGAUUUUCAUCCACAAAAGGAGAUUGAUUACGAUAAAAUUGCCUUCUGCGAAAUAACAGGUAGAGAAAUUCGAUUACCCUUAAGAUUACAAGGAAGAGGACGAGGUCCCAAUGUUUCAUUUUCGUACACAGAGAUUAGCAUUGGAGAAAUUUUUAUCAACUCGGUACAUGAAUAUGAAAUUAGAUUGGAUAAUAAGGGACAAAUUGGCGCUAGUUUUGAACUUAUUAAGCCAACCUCACUGUUUGGACCCAAAUUCCAAUUUGUUCCUGCUAGUGGAUAUGUGGCGGCAACAGAAUCUCAAAUUAUCAAAAUAUUUUUCAACUCUGACAUCAUAGGAAGUUUUGAGGAAGACAUCUACUUUAGAAUUGAAGGAAGACACGAGGAUUUACGGCUUCACUUUAGUGGUCAAAUUAUUGGCCCAACCUUUAAUUUUGAUUGUGAUGAACUCAAUUUUGGAAUGGUGCCAUACGGAUUUUUAAACACAAAAUAUGUACAUAUUAUCAACACUUGUGAGAUUCCAAUGAAGUUUAACCUACGAAUUCCAGAAGAUGGUACAAUGUUAAAGAGACAAUUCGAUAUUAUUCCCAGUAACGGUAGUAUACUACCUCAUACAAAGAAGCAGAUUAAGAUAGAAUACCUUUCUACAGUUUUGAGAGAAAACAAGUCUACUUUGGUUGUAGAUGUUGAAGGUGUUGGAGAUGCUCUGGUUGCUGUACCUAUUCGAGCUGUUACUGUAGCUCCAACAAUAACGCUAGCCAAAUCAGAAAUACAUUUUGGUGACUGCUUUAUUGGUUACGAAUAUUGUGGAAGGUUAGAAUUAGUUAAUAGUACCAACAUGUCAUCCAAGUAUGAGAUAAUACUGCCUGAAGAGGUAAAACAAUAUGAUUGUAGAACAGAUUCGACAAUGGGCAUUGUUACAAACAAAAGUUCUGCAUGUGUAGAUAUUUAUUUCAAAUCCAAAGUACUUGGUGAUAUAUCAUUCAAGAUUUUUGUGAAAGUUGUUGGAAGCGAGCAAGAUCCUUUUGAGGUGUUAGUCACCGCACACUCUAUUGGACCAAUGGUGCAGCUAAGCUAUCCAGUUAUUGAUUUUGGAAAAGUGAAUGUUCUUGAAACUCAGCAUGCCAAGCUAAAAAUGUACAAUAACAGCCCAAUACCUGCUAGCUAUAGCGCUCAAUUUCGAGGAAAAUCAGCAGGAAUUUUUUCAUCUCAAUCUAUGAGUGGUACCAUUGAACCAAAAGGAGAAAUUGAUUUCAUUAUUGAUGCUGUUUUAGAUGAUACCGUGAAAUUUUCUGAUGAUUUAUUACUAACAAUAGAAAAUGGUGAAAAACUUUCUGUAAAGCUUACCGCUAUUGGAAAAGGAAAUACCGUCAUUCCUACAGAGCCAAUUAAUGAAAUUGACUUUGGGGAUCAGUUUACAAGUAGAGCGUUCAAGAAAGUCAUUUCCCUUGAGAACAAGAGCAGAAAACCUCAAAAAAUUUCUUGGAUGCAAGAGAGAAAGAAAGGAGACCAAACGGUACCAGUUUUCAAAAUUUCUCCUGAUAGGGUUGUAAUUCCUCCAAAAACUUUGCAAGCAUUUACCAUUGAAGGUUUUUGUGAAAAAGAAGGAGAAGUUGCUGAGCCAUGGAUAUGUAAAAUGUCAGGAAAAAAGGAUAUUGUCAUUUCAACUCCGGCCCUAAAAUCUAGAAUAUCUGUUCCAUUGCUUAAAUUCUCUGAAAGUUCACUCAGUUUCUUGUACAGAUACGUAAAGGGAGUGCCAGCAACUGUUCAAACGAAAACCGUGGACGUUACCAAUAUUUCACCUUUACCAUUAACGUUUUCCGUAAAGGCAACACCUCCAUUUUCUUUGAGCUGCACAGAUUAUACCAUAGAACCAGGACAAGUUAAAACCCUUGAAGUACAGUUUAACCCAGCAUACAAAACAGACAAACAAUCUACUGACAUCAAGUCAAAGAUGAUAAUAACUUAUUCAGACCAUCCUAACAAGAGUUCUAUCGAUCUUCUCGGAACAGUUGUAUUUCCAAACUUGGUACUUAGCUCUACGGCUAUUGAUUUUGGAACGGUUGUAGCAGAUGCUGAAAAAUCAAAAACAAUUACUCUUGAAAAUAGAGGAAAAUUAUCAGCUGUUUUCUCUUGGAUAUUUGAAAUUCCAGAAAAUGGAGAUUUAGCAACUUCUCAAAUAUUUGACAUUUUACCUAUGAACGGAAUUCUGGAACCUGGUGAAAGCGUAGAUAUUAGAUUUGUGUACAAUGCUGUCAAGUUUGGAGUGAACACCGCAAUUGCAAUUUGUGAAGUGGAAGGAGGCCCUAAUUACAUCAUGAAUCUUAGAGGUGAAUCUUCUUCUGUUAAAUUUGGAGUUGACAACUCUGAACUGGACUAUGGAGUAAUUCCCUACUAUUCUCCUCAAGAAAAAGAUAUUACUAUUUCUAACACAGGAAAAAUUGCAAUUGACUUUAAUUUUGAUUUUGGAACACUGAAACGAAAAGAUAUCAUUCAAGUCACUCCAGAAAACGGCAGAAUCAAGCCCGGAGAAAAACAAAAGCUGGUUGUAAAGCUCAUACCUGGAAUACCUGAGGUUAUCAAUGAGCAAUUUACUCUAAUGGUGGCCAUGUAUGAACCUAUUAUUGUAUCCUUGAAAGCUGUUUCAGUUCAUCCAAUGAUUCACUUAACCACAAAAGUGGGUAAAGAUGACCAGGCGAAUGCAAUUUCAUACUCCAAUCAACAAGACUUUGAAAAGCAUUUAGAAUUGGCUCAAAAGAAUGGCUCGAGAGGUAUAACUUUAAUGCAAGAGGCACUGAAAAAGUUGGGCUCAGAAGGAAAAAGUACAAGUUUUAAGAAUUUAUCGAUUGUUCAGUCCGACGUUCAGAAAGAGGCAGAACGUCUAUUGUUCUGUGAAUAUCUCUUGAUGAAUUCACUGAGAAAUUCAAAACUACGAUCCAUUCCUCGCUCCUCGAGAACCACAACCCCCAAUUCACAAAAACUUGAAUCUUCCGACAUUGUGCUACAGAGAGUAGUUGUUGAUUUUGGAUCAACGAUUAAGGGGCUUACAAAGAAAAAAACGUUCAAGCUUACAAAUGUUGGAGUACUACCAGUAUAUCUACGCUUUGACAAGAAAGAAUUAGCCAAAUAUGGCCUCUCUAUCGAGCCCUCCGAAAUUUCUAAUUUACCUGGAUAUCCAGAUAAUCAAUCGACUCCAAUUGAUAUUAUUUUCCAGUCUAAGAGCGAACGUGUGGAUAUUGGAGAAUAUAAAGCCAUUAUUCCAAUCAGAGUUCUGAAUGGUUAUAUUAUAGAGUUGGAAGCAAGAGCAAAUGUUAUUUUACCAGAGAUUAGUAUUUCUGAGACCUCUCUUAACUUUGGAGAUGUUAAUGUAGGCUAUGCAAAAGUUUAUACUAUUCAAAUUUACAACGACAAGGAUGUCAACUCUGAAUGGGUUAUAGAGAGUAACAAUGGAAGAAAGAAAGACACCAAUUUCUUAUUUGACGUCAUGGAAGGAGUUCUAAGUCCUGGAGAAAAGAAAAACAUUGCUAUCACUUUCAUGCCCACUUUAGACAAAAAGCUCAGUCAGACAUUUUUCUUGAAAUGCAACUACAAUCCUCAGCCAACAAAAAUCACAUGCACUGGAAAUGGAAAGGAUCUCAAUAUUAAAGUGGAUUAUGUGGAAAAGGAGCUCGGACCUAUUUUACCAUAUAAUGCGAGCUUCAUACCAUUCAGUAUUAGUAACAAUAGCGAAUGUACAAUAGAUGUUUAUUCCGUGGAUUUUGACGAACAAUACAGGCGAGAGUCUGAAAUCAUUCUCUCCUGUGAUAACUUUGACAAGGGUUACAUUCUAGCAAAGCCAAGAAAAUUUGGUGGACCUUUAAAUGAAGACAUACUGCAAAAGUAUAAUGAUCUUGUGAAAAAAGAAUGCGGAGAGGGAGAUUCUCAACCACAAGCUAGUGCUAGAUCUGUUGAAGCUACUGCUCAAGAUGAGACUACAAAAAAGAGAAAUAUUUACGUUAUUCAUGGUCCUCCUGUGUCAUUUAAAUCGGAGAUAGCUUCAUUUAUUUCAUCCAAGCUAAAUAUUCCGAUGAUCACCAUCGAUUCUGCAUGGAAUGAUUACUGUCAGAGUCAUACGGAUGAUAAUAACUCAACCAUCACUACAGCAAGACCAUCAUCAUCUAAGACUAAGCAACCUAAUGAUACACGCAUGUAUGACAAGUUGGGAUUGGCUUUUUCAGAAAGAUUUUCUCAAAAUGAUUGCAAGAAUGGGUUUAUCAUUGAUGGAUUGUAUUCUGACAGAUUCAGUGAUCAAGAAACAAUCACAAAACUUAUUAUGGAAAAGCUUGCACUCGAAAACGCAACUCUCAUUUGUUUGGAUGCUAAUGAAGCCGAAAUUAGGUCUAGAGCGCUUUCUGAAAGAGUUGAAAAAGCCAAGCAAAUUAUGGAAGAAUCUAGAUAUCCCAAAUUAACUGAAGAAGAAUAUGAAACUCUUGCAGAAAAUGAGAAAAAGAUGUAUGAGGCUCAAAUCAAAACGUUCAGAGAAAAUAAGACACAAUAUGACCGUCUUUAUGCAGAUUUCAUUCGAUUAGAAAAAGAGUUAGCUGGAGCAACUACAAAAUACAUUUCAGAGGUGUUAGCUGAGAGGAAAAAAGAGGAUGAAGAGUAUUUGAAAAAGAUGGAAGAAGAAGCUAAGAAGAAAAAGAAGCCUGCUUCAAACACUAAAAGCAAUAAUACCAGACCAGAAACUCCAAGCAACGAAAAGCUUAAUUAUACAACUCUUGCCGAUGAGUUAGCUGUUACUGCUGAUGAUAGCCUCUUUGAUACUCGAAUCAAAUAUUUCAAGCAAUACUAUUUCGAAGUUCAAAACUCAUUCAAAAAGGUCACCCCAGAAGAGCCAACAACAGGGAAUAAGAAAAAUAUGCCUGUCAAAAAGAAGGAAGAGGAAGUUGUUGAAAACAAAAUUUUCUAUUUCAAGGUAUCUGCUCAAACAAAACAGGAUCUAUUUGAAUCCUUGAUACAAAGCGUUCCUGCUCUUGAAGAACAUGCUAAUGCAAAAGAGCCAAGUAAGAAAAUGGAGCUAGCUAUUCCUGAGCCAUAUUUGCUUCAAGUCAUCAAAAAACCAUCUCAAGUUCAACCAGUCAACACAACUUCUCCUUUCACAAUUGUGUCAAGCUCAGAAAAUGAACAAUCUGAAACAACAAGAUGGACCAUUUCUCCAGGAGGAAAACAAGAAUUAUUCAUCAAAUUUACAUCAAAGCAAAUUGGUAAAUUCGACGCAGUACUUACUUUUGGAAUUUAUGGAAGAAGUUCUCAAUUCUCAAUUAAGACAAGCGGUUCCUGUAGCUAUCCUGAAAUUAGCACUUAUUACAAGAAUAUUUUCAGUCGAAGAAUUAAGUCACGUCCAGACAAAGGUCUUGCUAAAAAAUAUGUAAUUUCAGAAAACAAUUAUGAGUUUGGACCAUUAUUAAUCAGGCCAUCUUAUGAUAAUCUGGACGAGAAUAACUUUAAAGAAUACUAUGAUGUUUUCAGGUUUACCAACAAUGGAAAAUUUACAUGUGAUCUCAAUUUUUCAUUGGAAAAAGAGGACAAGGCAUUUUUAAUUUCUCCAAACCAACUGUCCAUAAAUCCAGAUGCAACAGCCGAAGUCAAAGUUUGGGCAUUACCGAAAAUAGUGGGUAAAAUCAAGAAUUCCAUUAUUUGUACUGUGAAAAACAACCCAACACCAUUCAAGUUUGACGUUUCAUGCACAGGAUCUAAACCCAAGAUUGAAUUAGACAAAACAAAGAUUGAUUUUGGAAAGGUUUUACUUUCAAGCUCUGGUUAUACAGAAAUAAUUAAUAUGAAAAACAUGGCUGCAAUUCCUAUACUAUGGAGCAUUAAAAAUAAGGCCCAACUUAAAAAAGAGUUCACAGUUGAGCCAUCAGAAGGAAAACUACAACCAGGUGAUCAAGUUGCAAUCUCAGUUAAAUUUAUUACUGAUAUUGCUUGUGAAGUGGAAGAAAAACUACUAUUGGCAAUUUCAGAUAUACAAGAGCUGUUACCAGCAGAGGAGACACCAAUUCAACUAAAGGCAGAUGCGUUCGGUAUGGAUGUUACUAUGGACUGCUCGCUUGACUUUGGAACUGUCAAAGUUUAUGACUCUAGCUCCAAAACUAUUACCAUGUACAAUAAUGGAAAAUAUGAUGCUGCGUUCAAGUUUAUUAUUCCUGAUAAGCUCAAACCGCAUUUUACCAUCAAUCCAAUGGAGGGUGUUCUAACAGCAAAGGCCAAACAAAAGACAAAUGUUGAGGUUACAUUCAAAACAAAUACUGAAAUAUUCUACAACAAGAACAAGUCAAUUGUUUGCAACUUGCAAGACAAUACCACAAAGAUGCCCCUUGGAACAACAGCUCUUGAGCUCUCUGUUAAAUCCAUGUUCAGCAAGUUUACAAUUACUCCUGAAAGUGGCAUUAACUUUGGUCCUUUAAGCUACGAUAAGGAGAGACAACGACCAUUUGAAAUAUUCAAUACUGGAAUUUUCGAUAUCCAAUAUACUGUGUUUGAUUACUCAAAAGGGCUCACAGAACGACAAGUAGAAGCCGAGAAGACAACAAACGAUCCUAAAAAGAAACCCACCGACCAAAAGAAAGUGAAAGGUAACUCGGCCAAAAAAGUUGAAGCUCAGUUACAAAUUGGACAAUUUACAAUUCAACCCACAGUAGGAACUAUUGCUCCAGGAAGUAAAGCAGUGGUAAACGUUACUUUUAAGGGAGAUGGAACAAAAGUAUUCCAAGAAACUCUGGGUAUCGAUAUUUCGGACAGAAACAUGGACGAUCAACCAAAUGGAAUACCUUAUUCUUUGCAAGGAGAGUCUUGUGUUCCAGGGAUUAUCACAAACGAGUUUGAGUCCAUCUUUGAAGAGCAACAAAUUGUCUCCAAUAUGGAUAUGAUAGUCAAUCCUCUUCAGAGCUCUUUCACUCUUGAUGAAAGAAUAUUUUCUUUUGGAACCAUUGCCGUUGGAAAAAAGGUCAACGAAAAGAUCAAAAUUAUCAAUCCUUUCAAGGUACCUUGCAAUGUUGAAUGUAGCGUAAAACCAAGAGACAUGAACGGAAGCAAGGAUGUAACAAUGUUUGAUGUGGUUCCUCCAAAACUAUUCAUUCCUCCUCAUGAGCAUCGAUAUGUCACACUCUCUUUUAUGCCUCCAACCAUGAAUAAUUACUCAGCUAUCUUUGAAGCAACAGUAACUGAUGGCAAUGAUCCAAAAACGAAAGAUUUACGAAUUGAAAUUAGAGGUGAAGGAUCUCUUCCUCAAGUUGUGAUCAAGAUUCCUGAAAAGGUUGGUGAUGUACCGAUCAUGAAAUUCCCAAAGACUGCAGUUGGUAAGCGAGAAGAACUUCCUGUACUCAUUAGCAAUGAAGGUUUGCUACCAGCAACAGUUAGAUUUGAUUUUCCAAACCAUCCUUCAUUGUUAUUCCCAGAGAGAUUGGAAGAAUUUGUUCUCAAUAGCAAGGAAUCUAGAAAAUUCGCAAUGAUAUAUGAGCCAGCAGAAGCAGAAAAAAUUGAAACUGCUCUUAAUAUGGUUGUGCUAGACAAUCACUUUGAGGAUACAAGCAUCAAAGUUACUGCUGAGAGUAUUGAGGAAGAUGUCAUCAUGACUCAACUUCCACUUGGAAAGGAGAAUGAGCUUUGGUUUGGUGAUUGUUAUGUUGCCUCCAAUAACGAAAGAACCUUUAGUGUGGAAAAUCAUGCUAGAGAUCCUGUACGUUUUGAAUUCAUAUGCCCUGAACAUAUCACUGUUUCUCCUGCUGUUGGUCAUAUUCAAGCGAAAUCGUCAAAAGAUGUCAUGAUCACUUUUGCAACAGAAGAACCACUAGAAUUGAAAGGAGAACAAUUGAAGUGCAUUUUGAAGAAGAUACGAUUUACAUCCGAUGAAGAAACAGAUUGGGAUGACAGGCAUAAAUCCAUUAAAUGGGUCGAAAUUGAUGAAGAAGAGGAGGCAAGAAAAUUGAAAGAGCUAGAAGAGAAAAAGAGAAGAGAGAAGGAAGAAAAAGAGAAUGAAAAGAAGGGAACUAAAAACAAGAAAGAUGAUAAAAAGCAACCUCAAAAACAGAAAGUCGAAGAAAAAGUAGAGCCUGUGGUGCAAGAAGAGCCAAAACCUAAAAAACUGGUGACAAAGCGCAUGGAGGUAACAGAUCCUGAACCACAACAUGAAAUUAUUGGUGAAAUAUCAGACAAAAUUUUAGCUAUUUAUGCUGUCGCUGAUUAUGCCAAGUUUGAGAUGGACAAAUCAGACAUUGUUUUCUCAACAACAAAAAUGUUUGAAACUCGUGUUCACCAAUUUCCACUCAAGAACGUUGGAAAGGUGGUUCUAAACUUUUCUUGGAGUGGAAACCAAUAUAUUGAUGGACCAUUUGAAUUGGAACCAAAACAAGGUCAGAUCAAGCCAGGAGAACAAACUACAUUUAUCAUCAAAUAUGCUCCUCAAGAUGUUGAUAGACAUGAAGAAAUAUUCACAUGCUACAUUGACAACAUAAUGCCAACUGUAGAAACGCCCUCGAUUAGAGUUACAGGAGUUUCUACAUGCCCUCUAGUACACUUUGAAAUUUCUCCAAGUGAUUACCUCACAAGUGGAAGAAGGAAAGUGUUAUUCCAAAAUCAAGAGAUUGAGUCUUUGGUGGAUAAGGAAAAGACAAGAGUCAUUGAGCUAUAUUCAUGCGGUAUCAAAGUUAAGAACACAAAGAGAUUCUACAUACUCAAUCCCACAGAUGUUGACUUUAAGUAUUCUUGGCAAAAAAUUCAAACAGAGCCGAAUGAUAGUAGCAGUGAUAACUCAUUUUCAUGUCUCACAAGAACUGGUAUUAUUAACAGCGGAAAGAAGUCUGAAAUUAUUUUCGAGUACAUUCCAUAUGCUUUGGAAACAAAAGAGUCAUUAUGGAUGUUUAGUAUUCCCUCUAGAAAGCUUAAUAUUCCAUUUUUAGUGGUUGGUCAUGCCAAAGAGCCUGAAGUCUUCUUAGACAGUGCCCGUGUGAACUUCCAAACAGUUCUUGUAGGAGCAAAAUCAUCUCAAACUAUUAAUAUUAUUAACCGAGAACCAAUUCCUUUUAGUUUUGCUUUUGAUCAAUACGAGUUCCUCGAAGACAAUCAAAAUGAUAGAAGACCUGUAUUAGUGCUUUCUCCAAAAUCAGGAACAGUACCAGCAGAGCAAACACUUCCUAUUAAUCUCUUAUAUACACCUAAUACUGAGACAAGCUUUAACAUUCAACUUUCUUGUAGAGUUAAGAAGAAACCUUCUGCUCUCAGCUGCAACGUCAAAGGAGAAGGGUUCCUAGUUCAUGAGUCUCUGGAAGUUGCUGAUGAAUCCAUGACUAAAAUUAUUCCUCUAUCUGCCAAAGAAACAAAUGAAGUCGAUUUUGAAAGAGCCCAAAUUAAUGAGAAGAAAAUUAAGAAAAUUAUCAUCACAAACCACGGUAAUUACAAUUUCGACUUCCAAUGGUUCCAUGCUAAAAACAAGUUAAUAACCAUCAACCCAGAAAAGGGAACAGUGUUCAAGGGAGGAAAACUGAUUUGUGAUAUUAUCUUUAAUCCUACAUCACAAGUGAAAUUGGAGAAUUACAAGUGUGUGUGUAAGAUUACAAACAGUAAUUCUUAUAUUGUCAACUUGUCAGGCUCAGGCUCUCAGCCAAAGAUUAACUUUAGCUUCUUGCAAUAUGAUUUUGGUGCUCAUUUCCUUUAUCAUCAAGGAAUGGAUAAAAGUCCUUCUACUAUGCUUAAAAUUGAAAAUUGUGACGAGAAGGACAUUAGCUUUGAGAUGUUGUAUGACAACAAACCACAUUUGGAAGUUGAAGCAUCAGCCACCGUACUCAAGCCAGGUGAAAGUAGACAAAUUAAGAUUUACUUUAGACCUAGAGAAAUUAAGUUGUAUAAGGAGACUGUCUUGUUUGAAAUCAACGGACUUUACAAAACAAGUGUUGUCGUAUUGGGAGAAGGAACAGCAUCCAAGGUCGAACUGACAAACUUGUCAGAUAAGAUUCUAAACCUUGGAUCUAUUCGUGCAGGAGAAGUUGUCACCAAGUAUCUAAGCAUUACCAAUAAGAGUAAGAUUACAGCAAACGUGUCCUUCCUCAAAGAAACUCUGGAUCAGUUAUCAAAAUGCUUUGUGACAGUCACCCCAAAAACUGCCUUCUCUAUACUACCAAGACAAGAAGCGCAAAUUGGAUUAACCUUCAAACCUGAAAGUAGACUUUCAACAUUUAACGUGGAACUCAACGCUUACAUUGAUGGAAGAAUUAAGCUUCUUUCCAACAUUACUGGAUCUUGCCAAGGAAUUGAAGUCAAGCUGAACACAUCAACUGUGGCCUUUGGUCCUGUAGUUCAACACACCGUCGUAGUGAACAGGGUAAUUAUGGAAAAUACAGGAGAUAUUGGUAUCAACUACAAGUGGAAUACCAAAGGUCUCAAUUCAGCUUUCACCAUCAAACCUCUACAAGGUUUUAUUCCUCCAAAUGAAGAAGCAAUAUUUGAAGUGACCUAUGCUCCAGUUAAAGUGGACAGUACUGGACAGUCUGCUCAAAUUGAAUGCAAGAUAGACUCUCUCAAAGAUCCAAUCCUUAUGACCAUUAGUGGAAUUUGUGUUGAAAAACCAAAAGAAAAGGAAACACUCUCAUUCAGAGUUGCAGUUCGACAAAAACAAGCAAAGACUGUUAAAAUUGAAAAUCCUACAAAGAGUGAUUGGAGACUAAAACCUGUGAUUGAUAAUCCAUCAUGGAGUGGUCCAGAAUAUCUUGAAUUACCUGCAAAUAGUGUCCGGGAGUAUGAAAUUUCGUAUGCUCCUUUGUCCAUGACAUUAAGUGCUCCACAUAAGGGAACUUUAUUCUUCCCACUUCCUGACGGUAAAGCAAUUUUAUAUGAAUUGAGUGGUGAAUCAUUGGAUCCUUUACCAGCAGGUUCAAUUGUGAAAGAAUUGUACGCCAAGGAACAUCACAUUGAAACUCUUUUUGUUGAAAACUGGCUUGGCAAAGCACAACGGUUUUCAGUUAUUUUAGAUGAUCUCAAUAUCAAAUCACCAAAUCAAUUAACUGCUGUGAAUUAUAUUGAUGUUCCUCCUAUCUCAAAGAGAGAAUACAAGUUCAGCUUUUUACCAUUUAAGGAUGGACAAUUUGAAGGAAAAGUGAGAUUUGUGAAUGUUGAGACCAAAGAGUUUAUUUACUACAAUGUGAAAUUUACUGUACUGAAGGCAAGAUCCAACGAAGAAAUUGUCAUGGAGACACCUGUAAGACAAAAACUAGCCAAACAUGUAACUGUUGAAAAUCCUCUCGACAAGGAAUCCAUUCUUUCCGUCAAAUGUGAUUCUUCUGAAAUUGUUGUUGCUCCAGAAUUACGAAUUCCUGCCAAGUCAUUUGCUAAAUGUGAAUUUGUCUAUCUUCCAUUACUUGCAGUUGAACCUAAAAAAGCUAAAUUAAGCAUUGGAAAUGAUGAGCUUGGUGUCUUUCCAUUUGAUUUACUACUGAAACCACUUCCAAAAGCAGCUGAGAGAAGUACACACUUUUCUGUUUCAUUAGGAAAUGCUCAAACACAAACUGUUCGUUUUGUCAACUAUGCCAGACAAGCCACAGAGUAUACUUGUAAAUUUGAAGACAAUCAAACAGAUUUCUCAUUGGUUGACAAACCUGUGAUCAAAGUAUCAGCAGCCACAAGUCUCGAAGGAAAUGAAGUUGGUUUGGAUGUCACGUAUGAACCAACCAUGACAGGAGCAUGUAAGGCAAAACUUAUUUUAACAUCUCCAAUCGGUGGAGAAUAUGUAUUUUGGUUAUUUGGAAAAUGUUCACCUCCAAGACCUCAAGGUCCAAUUGAAAUUCAACCCAAUGGAACUGCACAAAUUACAUUCAAAAAUGUGUUUGAUAAGAAGUCUGAUUUUAAAUUUAGUAUUGAAGAUGCAUCCAAUAGUUUUAGUAUCAAACCCGAUCAGGCAUCUUUGAAUGUGAAACAAAAAUUACCGCUGACCAUUUCUUACAAACCCCAAUCGUCGGCUGCUAAAGUAGUGAAUCAUGCCAAGCUUACUAUUAGUUGUAAGGGAAAUCAAUUAACUUGGCUUUAUUAUUUGAUGGGAAAGCCAGAGAGUACUAGUGGCAGUAAUACAAAGUAA